GUCUUUUUAAUCUGUGAUUAGCACAGAGUAUGUUAAAUAUAACCUGCAAUCUUUUAUUUGUGUUCGUAGUUCAUUUGAAUUUAAUAUAUAUUUAAUGAAAUGGUUUUUAUUUUACGGACACUGUUUGCUAAAGAAUUAAAGAAACCGCGUAAUUAUCUGCGCAGUAAAUUUAUUGAUUCUGUAAGGUUGCAUGUUAAAGGCGGAUCCGGUGGAACAGGUCUUCCAAAAUAUGGAGGACUCGGAGGCCAAGGUGGAUGUGUUUACUGCGUUGGCAAGGAGAAUGCAAAUCUUUUGAGUAUCACGAAUAAGUACCGCGGCAAAACUUUAGCCGCUGGGCACGGUGAGGACAGCCGAAAAACAAAAAUUAAUGGCAGUCCCGGCACCGACUUGAAACUUGAAGUUCCACUCGGCGUAACAGUUUACAGAGAGGAUGGCACAGUCUUAGGGUCGAUAGACAAUGAAGAUCAAACUGUCAUAUUAGCUAGAGGUGGGCCUGGCGGCACCAAAGAAAAUAACUUUCUUGGUCACUAUGGUCAGAUUCAUCAUGUGCGGCUAGAUCUUAAAUUAAUCGCUGACAUAGGUCUUGUUGGCUUUCCUAAUGCUGGCAAAAGUUCUCUCUUGAAGGCUAUAUCACGAGCAAAGCCUAGAAUAGCAAGUUAUCCAUUUACCACAAUAAAACCAAAUAAAGGCAUCAUUCAUUAUGAUGACCUUAGACAAAUAUCCAUAGCUGAUCUGCCUGGUCUGAUUGAAGGGGCCCAUGUGAAUAUUGGACUCGGGCAUAAAUUCUUGAAGCAUGUAGAAAGGACCAAAUUAUUAUUGUUCAUAGUUGAUGUCCAAGGAUUCCAGUUAAGUCCUAGACAUCCAAAGAGGUCAUGUUUGGAGACUGUGUUGCUGCUCAAUAAAGAAUUAGAGCUGUAUAAUCCUGAUUUGUUGGAGAAACCUGCUGUAUUGGCCAUAAAUAAGAUGGAUUUAGAAGGGGCUACAAACAUGUUAGAGGAAGUUAAGAAGUCACUUGCAAAUAUAGAAAAAGAAAUAGAUUCAGUACCAGAGGAAAUAAAACCUGAAACAAUUGUGACAUUUGAAGACAUUAUUGGCAUAUCGGCUCUAAAUAAUAAUGACAGUAUUGAAAAUUUGAAGAUGGUAUUGAGAAAACGUCUUGAUGAUUUUGCCGAUAUAAAUAAUCCUGAUAUUGUUGAAUCAAGAAAAUUACAUAAAAUAAAUAGGGCCAUGAUUAAAGAGAGAGGUCCGCAGGUGACAUGAUAAUAUUGUAAUUGUUUGUCAUUGGUCUUAUUAGUUGCUCCUGAUUGAAUAAAAAAAAUAUGGUUAGGCAAAGAAUGAAACAUGGACCAGAUUAAUACUAUUUAUUAAAAGCUUUAAUAUUAUGAAAUGUUACAAAUGA
Galleria mellonella (greater wax moth) is the source of this 1399-nucleotide messenger RNA. Its product is annotated as GTP-binding protein 10 homolog. The transcript has a single exon. Lineage: Eukaryota; Metazoa; Arthropoda; Insecta; Lepidoptera; Pyralidae. Gene Ontology annotation, molecular function: GTP binding; GTPase activity. The coding region runs from base 100 to 1260 and encodes 386 amino acids. The record is from RefSeq and is a predicted model, not a curated record. Gene Ontology annotation, cellular component: mitochondrion.